Molecule: messenger RNA, 2265 nt
Organism: Propithecus coquereli (Coquerel's sifaka)
Lineage: Eukaryota; Metazoa; Chordata; Mammalia; Primates; Indriidae
Gene: DGLUCY
Product: chromosome unknown open reading frame, human C14orf159
Exons: 13
Biological process (GO): glutamate metabolic process
Molecular function (GO): D-glutamate cyclase activity
Source: RefSeq, a predicted model, not a curated record
UGGGAGCAGAGAGCUGCCACAAUCAGCCCCCGGGGCUGGCCCAGGCUUGCAGACCCGAGCCCUGCAGAGCAACCCUGGGUGGCGCAGGCAAGCAGAAGAAAGGGGAUCUUUAUGCCUUUCUAAGCGAAGCACACAUUCUGCAAGGCUGUGGAAACAAAGAGAAGAUCUGUGUGUAGCCCUAGUCCAGACGUCCCAAACAAACAAUUCUCUGCAGCCCCUUCAAGGGCGGCAUGAUGCCCUUCACACUCCACCUGAGGUCCUGUCUUCCCUCUGCCAGAAGGUGUGUGAUUCUACAAAAGAAAUUAAGCAUCAGAAACACAUCCAGCAUGGCAGGAGGGCCCCGGCCAGCCAGCGUGGUGGUCCUGCCCAACUCCCUUGCUGCAGCCUUUGAAAGGUUCUGCCAGGCCAACCUUGGUCCUCUGCCCCUGCUGGGCCGAAGUCAGCCAGAAAAGUGGAUGCUGCCUGCCCCAGGCACUGUCCCAGACUCCAGAAUGGGCUGUCCCUAGUUCCGGAAAUACGAGUUCGGUGCCUGCACGGGCAGCCUGGCCUCGCUGGAGGAGUACUCGGAGCAGCUGAAGGACGUGGUCUUCCUCCUGGACUGCAGCUUCUCCCUGGAGGGGGCCUUGGAGAAGGUGGGGCUCCCCAGAAGAGACCCAGCAGGUCACGGCCAUAUAGGAGCAUACAAGACAACCGUGCCUUGCGCCACCCAUGCUGGCUUUUGCUGCCCUCUGGUGGUCAUGGGGAGGCCCGUUCCCAAGGACGAGCUGGGAAGGCUGGUCGGGGCCAGCUGCUCGCUCGGCGGGGAGCGAGGACAGCCUGUUCACAUCGGCGACCCAGAACUGUUGGGAAUCAAGGAACUUUCCAAACCUGACUACGGGGAUGCUGUGGUGUGUCAGCCAGGGGAUGUUCCGGUCUUCUGGCCUUCCCAGCUGACCAGUCUCGAAGCUGUCAGCAGCUGCAAGGCCUCACUGGCUUUUGCCAGCACGCCGGGUUGCACAGUUAUGACCGACCUGAAGGACACCAAGGCUCCAGACAGUCUUCUCGGCCCUGAGAGGAUCCCAGAGGUCCACUGCGUUUCCCAGGAUCCUUUGCACUACAGUGUCGCAUCAGCCCCAGCCGUUCAGAAGGUCCGAGAGCUGGAGGCCGUGAUCUCCAUAGACCCAGGCAGCCGGGGGAUUGGGCACCUGCUCUGCAAGGACGAGCUGCUGAGAGCCUCUCUGUCACUGUCCCACGCCCGCUCAGUGCUCAUCACCACGGGGUUCCCCACGCAUUUCAGUCACGAGCCUCCGGAAGAGACGGACGGCCCACCGGGAGCCAUCGCACUGGCCGCCUUCCUGCAGGCCCUGGAGAAGGAGGUCUCCAUGAUAGUUGACCAGAGGGCCUUGAACUUGCACCGGAAGCUUGUUGAAGAUGCUGUUGAGCAAGGUGUUCUGAAGACAGAGAUCCCAAUGCUAACCUACCAAGGUGGAUCAGUGGAAGCUGCCCAGGCAUUUCUGUGCAAAGACGGGAACCCCAAGUCACCUAGAUUCGACCACCUGGUGGCCAUAGAGCGCGCGGGCAGAGCUGCCGACGGCGGGUACUACAACGCCAGGAAGGUGAACAUCAAGCACUUAGUGGACCCCAUCGACGAUCUUUUUCUUGCCGCAAAGAAGAUUCCUGGAAUCUCGUCAACGGGAGUCGGUGAUGGAGGCAACGAGCUUGGGAUGGGCAAAGUCAAGGAGGCUGUGAAGAGGCACAUACGGAAUGGGGACGUCAUUGCCUGUGACGUGGAGGCUGACUUUGCUGUCAUUGCUGGCGUCUCUAACUGGGGCGGCUAUGCCUUGGCCUGUGCUCUGUACAUCCUGAAUUCAUGCGAGGUCCACGGACGCUACCUGAGGAAGGCAGUUGGACCCUCCAGAGCACCCGGGGAUCAGAGCUGGACUCAGGCCCUCCCAUCGGUCACUAAGGAAGAAAAAAUGUUGCGCAUCCUCGUGCAGCACAAGGUCCGGAGCAGAGUCUCGGGCGUCGUGGGCAUGGAGGUGGACGGGCUGCCCUUCCAUGACACCCACGCGGCCAUGAUCCAGAAGCUGCUGGACGUCACCACAGGCCACACAUCUGGUCUGCUCUGAGGAUCUUCCUAACAGUCGCUCAUGGGACACCAGCGGGCAGUUAACUGCCAGGCAGAGCACAGGAGUCAGCGUUACCAAGGCCUUGAAGAGCCCCCAGACUGCAGCAGCCACCCCCCGCCUUAUCCGCAGUUGCAGUUACCCAUGGUCAACUGCAGUC